This is a messenger RNA of Xenopus tropicalis (tropical clawed frog), 1796 nucleotides long. RefSeq lists its product as uncharacterized. Lineage: Eukaryota; Metazoa; Chordata; Amphibia; Anura; Pipidae. Gene Ontology annotation, molecular function: zinc ion binding. The record is from RefSeq and is marked validated.
GAGAGACACGGGUCUUGCUGCUCUCUGUUUGUGAAUCUUGCAUAUUUAAAUGGCGUGCUGUGACCUGAGAGAAGAGCUGAAUUGCUCUGUCUGCCUCAAUGUAUAUACAGAUCCUGUAAUGCUAAUAUGUGGGCAUAACUUCUGCAGGACUUGCAUCCUUAGCGUACUGGGUACCCAGACGGAAUCUGCCUUUUACACCUGCCCUGAGUGCAGAGUAGAAUUUUUGGAAUGGCCUGACUUGCACAGGAACAGAAAACUUUGUAACAUUGUGGAGCAAUUCCUUUCUGCUCACUCAGAAUUAAGUGAAUCUGCCAUCGUAUGCACAUACUGCAUUCACUCUCCUGUACCUGCUCUUAAGUCCUGCCUGAUGUGUGAAGCGUCAUUGUGUGAUACACACCUGAAGAUACACAGCAAGUUAGAGGACCACAUUUUAACUGAUCCUACUACUUGCUUUAAGAACAUCAAAUGCUCCACCCACAAAAAAGUUUUGGAGUACUAUUGCUGUGAGGAUUCCACUUGUGUCUGUGCACAUUGCUGCUUAGCUGGGGAUCACAGGGGGCACACGGUGGAACUAAUCACUGAGGCCUUUGAGAAAAAACAGGAGAAGCUGCGACUCGUCCUCCACAAACUGAAGAAAGAAAAGAAGGUGUAUAAUGAAAGACUUCAGAACCUUCAGCUUCAAACACACAAAGUUCUACAGAAGGCAGCUGAGGCUACAGAGGAAGUCUCUGUCCUGAUUAGGGACAUCAGAGAAAGGCUCAAAAUGAUAGAGUCAGACAUCCUGAGAGAGAUAUCUGAGCAGGAAAAUGAGCUGUCAUGCAAUAUCUUGGAUAAGAUUGAGCAGCUGGAAAUAAAAAAGGCUGAGCUGACCAGGCACAUAAGCUACAUGAAAGUGCUGAGCACCACGAGUGAUCCAUUUACCAUCCUACAAAUAGAGGAAUCGCUUCCAGCUGACUCUUGUGAUGCUUGGGAGAGUGAUUACAAAGAGAUUCCAUCAACAGUAUAUCUAGACAAAGAACUUAUCUUGGACUCAUUACAAACCAACCUGGAUCGUUUUGUGGCCUAUGUACAAACAAAAAGAAUGUUCCUUGUUGCUCCCAGUGGUGGGCCAAGCCAGCCGGGCACCCUGGGCAAACUAGGCAGGCACCUGGCCACCCCCUGCCGCCGGAACACUCAUUCACAUGCAGUCGUUCGUUCGCAUGCUCUCAUUCGUUCUCGCACGCGCUCAUAUAUUCGCAGUGUGCGUACACACACGAGAUUGUGAACAAGCUCAGGCACUAGGCCAUGCCUCUCCUGCCUACCCCUAUGUUCUUCCUUGGUUGCUCCACUACUAAGUGUGUAAUGUGCAUGCCAACAAAUGCCAGGAAGACAACACUGAGAGAUUCGUCCAUUUUCAGAUUUGGACACUAGUGAAUUUUCUUCAGGGCAACAAAAAUAAUCUAAAUGGCAGUUAAACAUUCAUGCCAAGAAAUCAGGAUAAUUCUGGAUUGUGAAGCUAGAUUUUCUUAGGAGCUGUGUUCCCCCAUUCUGCAUUCAGAGUAGGGACAAGCUGGGUGAAACUCCUUGAUUAGGUUACAGACCAGCACCCCUUUAAUUGCCAGCUUCCCAAUAUGCAGCUGCCCAGUCGCCACCAUUAUUCAAGGUUCUUCUGUGAUAAAGACCAUUUACUGCUAUUUCAAUGCCUUUGUUAAAAAUUAACAUUAUUUUCUGAUUUCAUAUCUUUCCAUGUGCAACUGUAUGCUAGAAUAGUUUUGCUAAGAAGUUUAGGACAUCAAUAAAAAUAUUUACAUGCUGUA